Molecule: messenger RNA, 1373 nt
Organism: Verticillium dahliae VdLs.17
Lineage: Eukaryota; Fungi; Ascomycota; Sordariomycetes; Glomerellales; Plectosphaerellaceae
Exons: 3
Coding region: 300-1373 (357 amino acids)
Biological process (GO): sphingolipid biosynthetic process; inositol phosphoceramide metabolic process
Cellular component (GO): inositol phosphoceramide synthase complex
Molecular function (GO): inositol phosphoceramide synthase activity
Source: RefSeq, a predicted model, not a curated record
GCCAAGCCUAUCUCGCCGUUUGAUUCCAUGGCAUUGUCUUGGUCGUUUGUUGCUUCUCGCCCUCCUUCCUGACAGAAGUUCCCUCUUCCCGGCUCUUUGGUGUCUUGUUUUGCUUGUAGAGCUGUCUGUCCUUGCGUGUCUUCUGUGUAACUUUGGAGGCUGCACCAUUUUCUACCAUUCUUUCUCCUGUUCCUGUCUUGUCUUGCCUGGCGGGGGAUGCCAGUAGGCCUUUGGCGAAGGGCGGCCAUCGCAUCGGUACCUGACUCCGGCCUGGACCGCGCACCACUCCACGCCUGGCCAUGUCUUCCUCCACGAGCGGUCUGAGGAACGCCGCCGAGCCUGGCUUCAUCGUCGCUGCUUUUACUGUUGGCGCUCUGAUCAACCGACGUCGAGCAAGGCGCGGCGAUGAAGAAAAGCGGCUCAUCUCUGCCGCCCAGUCUCCACCUCUCGAACCCUCCAGUCCAGAAUCGGACGAUGCCGAAUACCUCGAACAGCGAUGUUACACACAAGAGCUCAACCUCUUCUCCCGCUUCCUUCGCGCUUUUCCGUUUCUCGUCGAGAUCUGGUACUGGAAUUUGACGUAUUGGGUCUACCAACUGAUGCGCGCCUUCUCUGCGAGAAUGAUCGCGGGCAAUAAGGGUGUCUUCAUGCGGGCACAAGACCAUGCCCUCUCUAUUCUCUCCUUCGAGCAGACCCUCGGUAUCGCUGUUGAGCAACCGAUACAAGCGUAUAUUCUCAAGAACCACCCCGACAUCAUGGCCCUCUUUGCUCGCAUCUACUACUCCCACAUAUGUCUUGGUAUCGUGUUUCUCAUAUAUAUCUACACCCACCUCACACCUUCUACUUUUCAGCGCAUUCGCCGCACCAUCGCGCUCAACAACUACAUAGCAUUCGUCAUCUUGACGACCUGGCGCUGCAUGCCUCCACGUCUGCUCCCAGAAGAGUACGGCUUCAUUGACGUGCUCCAUGGUGGUUCGCAUGGCGGUUCUGCGUGGACUUCGAACCGCUUUCAACUCACCAUCGCCGCCAUGCCAUCACUUCACUUUGGCACUUCCCUGUUUCUCGCCGUCACUCUGGUGCGAUUCUCACCCCACAGGCCCCUGCGCCUACUAGCCCCUUUCUGGCCCAUGGCCAUGCUCUUGACCAUCGUCUCAACCGCCAAUCACUUCCUCCUCGAUGCAGCCGUCGGUGCCUGCGUGCCCCUCCUAGGCUGGCGCUACAACCGGGUGAUGCUUCGGUUGAAACCAAUACAGGACUGCGUGCUUCGUUUUCUGAAUAUCGAAUACCCAGAUGACCCCUAUGGUCGUGAAGUCGGUAAGCCGCGAAAGGGGACCUUGACACCAACCCGCGGACCCGGUCGGUUUGUGGACUAG